AUGUCCAGCAGGCCCACAUCCGAAAGCGAAGAUGGCAGAAUGGAUGGAAGUGCCAUGGGAGACGUGAAUAUCAAUGGAUCUCACCAAGAAGAGCAAGACAACGGGGACAAAGAAGAUCAUGUCCAGAGGAACAAACAAGACGAUGCUGAAGCAGACUACAAGUUUGGCCCUAUAUUGUCCAUAGGAAAGGCCAAACACUCCACUAGGAUGCAAACAAAAUCAGCUCUUGCCCAUUUUUCCAUAUUCUUGGCUGGGUAUUGGGAUCGUCUCAGCUCUCUCAAAGACUACUCGUCCCAAGACCAAAAGCAGCUCUAUCUCCUCCUUGAGGACAAGGAUUUGAAGGAGGAGCUCAUUGGCUCCUUCUGCAACUACCUGUCAGAUGCAGAUUCAAAAGGCAAGAGCAGGGACGGGAAGAUAGGGUGGGGGACAGCCCAAAACUACGUUUCAGCAGAUCGGAAUUAUUCCCUUAACAACCCUCAACUACACCCACUCUUGUCCAAGGACAAACUGAAGGAAUGCUUUGGCGACACGUCCUACCUGUCCAAGAGCCGUAUCUCCAUGAGGAAGGCUAUCAGUAACAGAAGUAAAGAGCAUGGAAUCCCACUGAGGACCUUGCCGAGUUUUGGGCACUAUGUGUAG
Messenger RNA from Cylindrotheca closterium, 639 nucleotides. Lineage: Eukaryota; Bacillariophyta; Bacillariophyceae; Bacillariales; Bacillariaceae. The record is from the annotation of a GenBank genome assembly.